AUGCGGUCUGCUGCCAAAAAUGACGGUAAAAGCUCAGCUAGGGCUGACAAGUAUCUGGACAGCCUGUCUGAGGGAGGAGGGACGAAUUUGGCGAGUGCAAUAGGAAAGACGCAGGGCGACGACCUCGGUAGUGUUAUGAUCUACUUUGAGUUCCGUCUCCACUUUUGGAAAGACGAUAUUAAAAAAGCUAUGUACUACUACUACUACUACUACUACUACUACUACUACUACUACUACUACUACUACUACUACUACUACUACUACUACUACUACUACUACUACUACUACUACUACUACUACUACUACUACUACUACUACUACUACUACCACUACUACUACUACUACCACUACUACUACUCGACUACUACUACUACUACUACUACUACUACUACUACUACUACUACUACUACUACUAUGUACUACUACUAUGUACUACUCCUACUGGCCACCAGUCUAUUAACAAGUGCAAUGAUCUUCCCAUUCAAUACAGCGUGCUGA
Molecule: messenger RNA, 498 nt
Organism: Spirometra erinaceieuropaei
Lineage: Eukaryota; Metazoa; Platyhelminthes; Cestoda; Diphyllobothriidea; Diphyllobothriidae
Source: the annotation of a GenBank genome assembly